AUGACCGAAUCCGCAGUUCAGCCUCUGUCGCCGGACCAUUCCCACGACCGCAAUCCGACUGUCCGCAACGUGGCAGUUCUGGCCGUUUGCAUGGCCUUGACGAUCAGCAGCCUCAGCCUGCUCAUGACCGUCUCGGCGGUUGUCGGCUACAUGCUGGCGGCGGACCCCAAGCUCGCCACGCUGCCGCUCGCCUUGCAGUUUCUGGCCGUGCUCUGCAGCACCGUUCCGGCGUCCUUCCUCAUGGAGCGGUUCGGCCGGAGGGCCGGCUUCACCGUCGGGGCGUUCUGCGGCAUCCUCGGCAGUCUGAUCUGUGCGGCCGCCGUCUGGUACGGCAGUUUCCUACUGCUCUGUGUCGGCUCGGCCUUCCUCGGCAUCAUGGCCGUGCACGGUGGCUUCUACCGCUUUGCCGCAGCCGACACGGCCAGCCCGAGCUUUCGGCCCAAAGCGAUUUCCCUGGUCAUGGCAGGUGGCACGGUCGCGGCGGUGUUGGGGCCAGAACUGGCCAAGCAGACGCGCGAUCUUUUCGAGCCGCUGCUCUUCUUCGGCGGGUUUCUGGCGAUCGCGGUCUUGAAUCUUAUCGUGAUCGCAUUGCUGCGGCUGGUCCGGAUCCCGACCCCCGUCCGCUCGGCGGAUGGGCACAGCGGACGUUCUCUCCUCGAGAUCGCCAGCCAACCGACCUUCAUCGUUGCCGUGCUGGCGGCGAUGGUCGGCUAUGGCGCCAUGAACCUCAUCAUGGUGCCGACGCCCUUGGCGAUGCUCGGGUGCGACCACCCCUUCGAAGUGGCCGCCUUCGUCAUCCAGCUGCACGUAUUGGGUAUGUAUGCGCCGUCUUUCUUUACCGGUCACUUGAUUCAGAAGUUCGGUCACUUGCCGAUUCUGGGAUUGGGCGUGCUGCUCAUCCUGGUCUGCGUGGGCGUUAACCUCUCCGGUGUCGAGGUCACGCACUUCUCGGUGGCACUGGUGCUGCUGGGUCUGGGCUGGAACUUCCUCUAUGUCGGCGGCACAAGCCUCGUGACGGAGACCUACCGACCGGAGGAAAAGGCCAAGGUACAGGCGCUGAACGACACGCUGAUUUGGGGGAUCGUUGCGGUCACCGCUUUCUCCUCCGGCGCGCUUUACAACGGCCUGGGGUGGGAAGCGGUCAACCUCGCUGUGGUCGUACCGCUGUUGCUCGUGCUUGCCGCGCUGACCUGGCUGGGGUCGCGUCGGACACUGGCGGCCUAG
Symbiodinium necroappetens is the source of this 1224-nucleotide messenger RNA. Lineage: Eukaryota; Dinophyceae; Suessiales; Symbiodiniaceae. The record is from the annotation of a GenBank genome assembly.